UGAUCAGCUGAAGAUGCCGAGAUUUUCAGUCAAAUGGCGGUGGUUUGUGAAAGUGCUUCUGCCACAAGCUCAAUAUUGGUUCAUAAAUAUACGAUCACAUGUAAUAAUAUAGUAAUCCUAAAUAAUGUUUGGCUGCAAAAGUACUAAAAAAUACUCGAAACCUCGCAAUUAGUAUCGAGACUUUCAAGUACAACAAUUUACAAUAAAGUACGACAUGUUACCUGUGGCCGUGAAGGUGUGGAAAACGACAAUACAGGUGUGGCUGUGGCAGAAAACUCUUCAAAAUGAUCUUAUCAACGUUAGCUGUUGGUCUACUGGUCUUGUGCAGCAUUGUACCGAGAAGUGAUGCAAUCAAGUGUUACCAGUGUUCCACCGACGAAGACCCCGAUGGUAGAGAUCUUUGUGGUGCCUACGAAACAUUCGAUGCGGAGUCGCACAUUCCUGUUGACUGCUUCCAGGAGGAGUCCGUAACCCCAGGGACAUUCUGUGUGAAGGUUACAAAACAGUCUCCUCGCAUGUUUAUUUGGGACGGUCGAUGGCGUACUAUAAUCCGUCGUUGUUCUUCAGUGACUGAGAGUGGUGUGACCAACAUGUGCAACUGGGGAGUGGAUCCCAUUGGUGUAUAUUGGGAAGAAUGUUAUUGUACUUCUGAUGGCUGUAAUGGAUCAUCUGCCACUACAGCCAGUUUUCUGGUGGUUGUUACAGCUGUAAUAUCUCUGGUUUUUCUCAGGCAAUAACAGUUACGGUAACUUGUCAAAUUUCGUGGUUGUUGGAUAUUAUUUGCAUGUGAAGGAAAAUUUCAGAGUGCUGUUUGUUCACACUUAACAUUUGGAAGAAAAAUUUGUUGAGUAGACAAAUCAAUUGUCAUGUGAAUAAUUUCUGUUUACAGUUUUGUUACAAAACUAUUUUUGAUAUGUCAGUCAACCAACUAAUUCUACUACCUGUAUCUUGAAGCUUUAAAAUACCUGGAGAUUAAAUUAGUUUAUAUAUAGAUUCAUUAAGGACCGUUAGUCAAGAUUGCCCCAGACAGUAUUUUGGUGGAAUAGUAUUGAUUACUCAAUUACUUAUGAGUAGGUUUAAAAAGUAUUACUCCAGGCUUCGUGAUGUUGUGUAGAUAAUUUUUCUCAUCUUAACUGCAGUAUUGAAUUUCACGGGGAACCUCUCCAUGGUGAGGUGGCUUCUUCAUAAGGACCUCCAGGUUUCUUGGUAAACAUUUCUUUUUCACACCUCUCUCUAUCCCCUACUCUUUUUCCCAUUCAUAGAUAAGUAAGCAAUAACCUGGUUGGGCUUGGUAAUGAGUUUCCAAGGAUGAAAAUCAGGUGCAUUUUCCAAAAAAAUCUCUCCAUUCUGGGCAUGUGAACAAAUUUUCCUGGAGUUCCGAGUGAUUGCAUCAUGGUUCGACUCGUCCCCACAUGCCAGGUGUGUGGGUGGACUAGCUGUGUGCUUGGUUCAUAUAUUGCUGUCACUGUACAAGGUUGAUCUCUCGCUUGUUGCUGUUUUUGCAUAAAAUUAGUGUUGUGUAUGGUACUGUACAUUACUGUACCAGGUCACAACCAGCCAAGAAUACAGUGUUAAGACAAAAAAACGUGAUUACAGUUACAGUAGGUAUACCGUAGCUACUGUGCAUUCAGUAGAGUGUACAAGUAUGCUUACUGUAGGCUCAAGAUGACAGCAUCUUGUGGUGAGCACAGUAUACAGUACAGUAGUAGUAUACAGUACAAUGUUUUGUUUAUUUACAAUAUAUUGUACGUGUACGGUGGUGUUUGUAUAAAUAAAUACAGCUCUGUGUCUGUCCGUGUGAGAUGCGUAGUUUAGACUCAGAAAGUUCCAGUCUUGGCUGUGAUAUACAGGUCCAUUUCAAGUCUCACACACCCGUUACAUAUAAAAAAAUUUAAAUUUUUUUAAAUACUGUAUUUAUUUUUAACAAACUUAUAGAUAAACUAUUCAAGAUUAUUUUAAUAAAAAUUGGUGUUUCUAAAUUUGAACUACAUAAUUUUAUAUACUCCGGUAUAAACAUUUCUUGCGUUUUUUUUUUCAUAAAGAAUCGAGUCCCCGUCCUUAUAUUGUGUCAAAAUGCUAUGUUUAAGGAUUUUUUUUUAAAUAAUCUUAUGCAGAAUGUAUUACAUGUAGGAUCAUUAUGGUACCAAAUUCAUCUCGCUAACACCAUUAGAACAAAUGCUGUGAAUAAAAGUUUAUACACUUUCUUAUGCCAUAAAUUUUUUCCGGGGAUGAAAAAUUCAUUUUGGUACCCAGAAAUCUCUCAUUCCCAAAAGAGCUCUGCACCAAUUAUUCCAGCUAAUGUGGAUAUCACUUGUAUAUACCUUUCAUAUUUGGAAGGGAAAAAUUUUUUAGUGUCAGGUUCACAAUGGAAACUGAGUUGUUAACAAAAGAUGAAAUGCAUUUGAGUUGAGACUGGUGUUUGUAUACAGUAGUCAUGAUUAGUUAGUGGUGGUCACUACAGUUAAAAAUUUAUUUAUAGCAGAAGCAGCUUAUAUGAGCUUUAGGUAUACAGUGAUAUUUAUUAAUCCAAAUUUUGUGUUAGAAUGGCUGUAACAGGAGUCACUGUCACAAACAGGUAAGCUGAACAUUUCCAUUAUUGAAAGUUAAAAUACAGUACUGUACAUAGUUUGGUGUCAGGAGUCAUCAAAAUAAUGAACCUGCAACCUGUCAAACAUUGGAUUUUUUAAUCAUGAUGAUGCAAGAGUUUUAUGAUGGAGCAGAAGUUUUAUUAGAGGCAGCAGGUUUUUAAAUAUGGUAUAAAACUGUACCAUUUUGUUUUAAAUGUUUGUGAUGACUGAAACAUAUUUGUUACAAGGGCCGUCUUUCCAGGUCUGCUUCUGCUGUAUCGUCACAAACUUCCUAUUGAGUUUGGUUAGUAUAUUAUGCCUUCAUACACCGACGUGAUGGUUGUAAUACUAAUUUCGUUAGGCUCAUUAUUGCCGUAUCCUUGCACAAAAAUGCUGUAGGUUAUCACAUGUUAGAUUGAAUUUCACACAACAGUAGUUACAAGGCAGGUCUAGCUGAGCAGUCGUUGAGAGAGGUAAUGGUUACCUGGUUUUCAAGAAAUGAGUUUGAAAGCUGACCAGGAAGGUUAGGAGAAACAACUCGCCUCAGAUGUCAGUGUUGAUGGAGAGUUAUUUCGGAUAUUCCACCAGAGUCCUGCAGCUAUAGAUAAUUAAUGGGCUGAUUGAUAAUAUAUGUACAGGAUAUGUUUUUCAGUGCUACUGUGACUUGAUAUUUUACAACCAUUGGCCUCAUUGAGAAGUCUUCUGAGAGAGGAGAUGACAAUAUUGUUGGUGGAUGACAUAUUCUUAGAACCUUUAUGUCUGAUCUCUUGGAAAUGCUUGAGUGUUCUCAUCCAGUUUGUUCUAUAACAGAUGAUAGACUUCUUGAAUGUUUGGAGAUGAUAUAUAGAAUUUUUGGGAAUCUUGUGUGUUGACUUAAAGAUUUCUAUGAAAUGGGUUUUUUUUCUCAGUGUAUGGAUCUUCAUCUUUAAACAAAAGCCUCGGCAACAGUAUUAGGAAGUUUGUGUUGGUACAGUAUGAAUCUCUGUGCAGCUAGAUAUGUAGAUUCUCUCCAUCUGUGUGUGGGAUUGACAGCUUAUAUUACUAUGGUUCCUGGAACUGGGGGGAGCAAAUAGUUACAGUUCCAUCCGACCAUACAUCCGUCCCCUUUAACCAUUUGGAUAAAUAUUUGCACAAAGGGUUAAAGUUAAUAAGAUGUAUUAUAUACUAAAUUCAGGUUAAUUUAUCAAAGGUUAGGUUUAAGGACAGGGCUUGAGUGUUCGUUAAUUCUUUGGAGGAGUAUUAGUCGAGUUUUACUGACCUCUUGGGCAAGUGUGUGGUUGCUCGUUGGUGAUUCUUCUAGGAAGACAUAGUUUGGGAUAUAUUGACUUUUAUACAUAUAUCCUAAACUUCUGCAUGUGUACUUAACCCCUUCACUAUGGGAUGCUACUUUUAAUGUUUUAUUUGACUAAUGCCAGAUGAUUUUAAGUGCAGAGAGACACAAGGGGUUAAAGGAUUAGGCGUUUUAAUCCGUCAGUAAGUUCUCAGUGUGGUUGAUUGUAAACAUCAUUGGUGAGAAUAGUUGUGUCGACUGCAUUGUUUAAUUUGACAUUUUUAGUGUUGUUUAGAAAGGUGACAAAGUUGUAUAAACUACUGGAUAGCAUAUUUUUAUACGGUUGUCAUUACGACAAUUAUAGGCAGCAUUGACAUUGUUCUAUGCUGUGGAUUAUACAGUGUAGAAUCGGGGUCAAAAUUGUUUGAUCAUUGAUGUAGUAUAUUGGUUUUAUGGCCAAUGUACUUGUGUCAGCAUUAUAUGUUUAUUUUAAUUUCAUCAAGUCAAAAUUUUUUAUCUGGCAGUACUAUAUAUCAUUAGUUUUUAAUACUGUAUCGUGCAAGUUUACUUUACGUUAGAUAUUUUUAUUUGGUCACUGUGGUUCAUGCUGUAAUGAAAGUAACCCCUGUAACUCUUCAGGAAAUGAAAAGUCUUGGUUAUAAGGCUUGUUCAUAGAAGCAGCAUUUUUAAUGAUAUUUUCAAAUGCAAAUUUCACAGCAAUAACCAAGUGUGUUCUUGUAAUCUUUGAAUCUCAGUAGACACACAUAACUUUAUCUCCAGAACUGUGUAUAAAUUCUAGAUGUAAUUAAUAAAACCCCCAUAAUUCAUGCCCCUCAAAUUCAAAAUCACUCAUAAGCAGUAAUGGUUUGCUGUUCUCAAAUAUUACAAAUUUGGUAUUUGAUAAAAUUUUGGAUUAUGAGAGACAUUUACGAAUACGUAUGACGCACAUGUCACUGGGAUGCGACCACACACCUCAGUGUAAAUAAGUACUGUAUACGCAUGUUUGACCUGUCGUUCAGGGCCAGUUCAUGUGGGUCGGUCAUGGAGUGCACUUCUACUGAUUGUGCAAACUUUUUCCCUCUUGUCUUUCCAACAUUGCCCGGUGUUUGAGCCAUUAUGUCUGAUAACCCUGGACCAAGCACCUCAAAAGGAGCCUCUAAGAAGAAAGCUGUCAAGUUAAGAGGAAAACACAAGAGCUUAAACAUUCAAGAUAAUGUUUAAAUUUUGAUUGGGGCAGAUAACAGAAAGGUACCCCCACCCUCAGGAGGUGUCCCUCAUAUUUCGUAAAAUCUUAUAAUUCGUAAGGGCUAGAGCCCCUAUUAUUUUUAAUUGUGGGGGUUUUACUGUACGUACUUGUCUUUUGGAACUAACAUUACAGUAAUUUACUGUGAUUAUCAUAUAAGAAUCUCAUGUAAGAAAUUAAUCGUGUACUGUACCAAAAAAAAUGAUUCCGUCCUCUGGAGCCUUCCAUUUUUCUAUUUUGGUAUUAUAAUAAAUACACAAAUAUACAGAUAUUUUGAA
This is a messenger RNA of Homarus americanus (American lobster), 5358 nucleotides long. RefSeq lists its product as uncharacterized. NCBI's taxonomy places the organism in Eukaryota, Metazoa, Arthropoda, Malacostraca, Decapoda, Nephropidae. The record is from RefSeq and is a predicted model, not a curated record. Bases 285 to 737 code for a protein of 150 amino acids. Gene Ontology annotation, biological process: sleep; regulation of synaptic transmission, cholinergic; positive regulation of voltage-gated potassium channel activity. The transcript is spliced from 3 exons.